Messenger RNA from Phialemonium atrogriseum, 699 nucleotides. RefSeq names its product putative translocation protein sec66 protein. Gene Ontology annotation, biological process: post-translational protein targeting to membrane, translocation. The transcript is spliced from 3 exons. Bases 1 to 699 code for a protein of 232 amino acids. The record is from RefSeq and is a predicted model, not a curated record. NCBI's taxonomy places the organism in Eukaryota, Fungi, Ascomycota, Sordariomycetes, Cephalothecales, Cephalothecaceae. Gene Ontology annotation, cellular component: Sec62/Sec63 complex.
AUGUUCGGUGUAGAUUGGUGGGGCCUGGUGCUGCCCUUCUCCUAUGUGGGCGUGCUGGGAGGCGCCCUCAUGACAUUCUCUACCAUCUAUCGCAAGCGGAAAGCUGCCCAGAGCGCAAACCUAGAACCGUGGUUCGGUCCACAUCUCCAGCGGAACAUCUACCUUUCUCUCCUCCAUAUCGAGCCCGAGAAUGCCUCAGAGAAGAGCCCCAAGAUCCCCGACAGCAUCUUGAGGGCAGCCCUAUUGCGCCGCGCUGUCGAGGACAUCCAUCGCAUCGUUCAGAUCCGUGCGGCGAAGGCAGCAUGCAGCACGCUUCUGCAGAGGGGGAGCGUGGGUGACGACCUAUGGCAGCGGUUCAGCCGCGCGGAGAAGGAGAUGGAGGAGGAGCUGAGAGACGUGGUUAUGGAGGCCAAUGCCCUCGCACCGAACUGGGGCCAGACCAUCUUCCAGUCGGCCAACGAGAUUGCGGCCAACACCGUGCUCAGGAAGCGGCUCGAUGACAUCCAGGCCCAGGCCGAGUCGGAGAAGGAGUGGUGGGAGAAGCGCCGCUCCACGAUCCAACAAGACUUCAUGAAGGAGCUUGACCAAAGUGAAAAGGGGGCAUCGAGUGUUGCGAGCGAGGACGAGCCCAUCCUGGUCGAUGGAGAUACUCCUUCGGCAACUCCUUCGGGAUCUAAGAAGAAGAAGGGCAAGAAAUGA